This is a messenger RNA of Opisthocomus hoazin, 879 nucleotides long. The record is from RefSeq and is a predicted model, not a curated record. Lineage: Eukaryota; Metazoa; Chordata; Aves; Opisthocomiformes; Opisthocomidae.
AUGGUUACACGUGGGCUGGAAACCAUUAGAUCAGUGAGGUUUGGCGGGGGCUCCCCGCUGGAAGAGCAAAGCGAGCGAGCCGAGCCCCACGCCUACAGCUUCUUCGCCAGGGGCUCUGCUGCCGUGGACAGGCUGAACGACCUCUGUGGCCAAGGGAAGGAACGUGCUGUCACGCUUUCGCAGCUCUACACGCAGGCUGUCCUAGACAUAACAUAUUUUGAGGAAAACCAGCUUGUGGAUGAAGAUUUUCCAGAAGAAUCUUCCAUGCAGAAAAUUAAAGAACUAAUUUGCAUUCUUUCAGAACCAGAAGCCCUAGUGAGGGAGUGCAAUAUAAAUGAAGAACCCAUCAACAUCCUUGGUGCAGAGUUGUUAGAAUGUCUUUACUGGAGAAAAGGAGCCCUGCUUUACAUGUAUUGUCAUACAGCAAAAGAAAGGAAUGAAUGGCUACGAGAAAACAUUGCCAUAUUUAAAAAGUGUCUUAAUGAUGGAGUUCAUUACUUAAUGAAGAUGCUUAGCUUUAGAUGCCCUCAUCAGCUAAAUGAAGAUGUCUCACUUCAAGAUAAAGACACAGCUAGAUUACUCAGUGAAGGUGUAUUUAGUGACACUCACUUACUGGCAAUGAUGUACAGUGGAGAAAUGUGCUACUGGGGUCUGCAGCACUGUGGAGAAGAGAAGCAGGAAAGCCUUGAGGCGACAGAUCCUGUCUGUAGCAGUGGCCCGAGCUGCAGAUCACAGAGCGUGUCGCUGGAUUUCAGAGAAACGGGCAAAAACAUGUUAACGAAGUAUGUGGCUGUAUGUGAGGGACCUUUAAAAGGCCAAGGGUGGAACACAACAGCUGCAAAACAAAUGCUGCGUUGCUUCGUGAAAUCACACGACUAA